ACCAGACGUUUCUACAUUUUGGCGACGAGCGAUAAAAGUUACCCACGGAUUUGGACACUCCACCCCAGAAAAUUUUACUCGGACCCCCGUGAGAUGGCUUGGCCUAUGGUAAACCAGUUGAUCCCUCCGUUUGCCGAAGAUGCCGACGGACCAGUGUCUGCCCGCUGGGAGAAGUGGCGUGAACAUUUUGAAGCAUACCUAGCAUGGAAGGACGUUGACAAUCAGGAGGAAAAAUUCAAAUCCCUGAUGAUGUUCGGUGGACCAGACAUCCGGAAAGUGGUCAAGCAAGUUCAUGUUGACGAAUCACACGCUAUGGAGAACCGGUACCACAUUGCCAUGUCAAUGUUGGACGAUUACUUUGUACCGAGACUCUCGAAAACGUUCGAACGUCAGAAGUUCCGCGAGAUGAAACCAGCUGUAGGUGAAAAGUUUGACACUUUUUUCAUCAGACUGAAAAAGCAGGCAGCCUACUGUGAUUUUGGAGAUCAGCUGGAAAGCAUGGUAGCUGACCAAAUUAUUACAUCUACAACGGAUGUGAGUCUGAAGAGGAAGUGCCUGGAAAAAGACUUUAACUUCAAGGAGAUUGUAGCGAUCGGUCGUACCCGCGAGUCUGUUCAAAUACAGAUGAGCGAUUUGGACAAUCGGAACGGAAACUUACAAAAAGUCAGCGCUGUCGAAACGGAGGCCAAUGAAGAGUCAAUUUUGAAGGUACGCUCCAAACUCGGAGGACCAAGGCGGUUCAGAUGUUUCCGAUGCAAUGGCAGACAUGAUUCGAAAGAUCCAUCGUGUCCAGCCAAAUCACUCGAAUGCAGAAGUUGUGGUCAAGUGGGACACUUUUCCCGCUGCUGUUUUCUAAAAAGGAAGAAGACCAACGGACAACCGUCCCAGUACAAUCGUUUCGGAGCUUCCCGUAAACAAAAGCGAUUCGUACGAGAAGUAUCUGUAGAUGGAACCGAGCGCAACUCAGAUGUAGUUGAUCUUUUCCAUCUAGGAGCAGGAAAGAAGCUGGUUCCAGUAUCUGUUGGAGGAGUUUGUUUGAAGUUCGUGAUUGACACAGGAGCAGACGAAGACGUUUUAAGCGAAGCGGAUUGGGCUACGUUGAAACGCGUUGGGUUUGAAACAUACUCUAUCAGGAGAGGAAGCAACAAAGUAUUCAAUGCUUAUGGGAUAAAUACACCGUUGAAAGUGCUUGGUGAAGUCGACGCAGAAGCUAUGAUCGACGGUCGGAGUACCGACACUACGUUCUACGUGAUCCAGAAUGGGAAAUGCUCGCUUCUCUCAGGUGACACAGCAGUCAAACUUGGAUUGGUGAAAUUUUUGCAAGCAGUGAAUGAUGAAUCGUUCCCACAUAUGGAUGGUAUUGUUGCUAAUAUCAAAAUCGAUUAA
Messenger RNA from Ochlerotatus camptorhynchus, 1386 nucleotides. RefSeq lists its product as uncharacterized. Gene Ontology annotation, molecular function: aspartic-type endopeptidase activity; zinc ion binding; nucleic acid binding. The transcript has 3 exons. NCBI's taxonomy places the organism in Eukaryota, Metazoa, Arthropoda, Insecta, Diptera, Culicidae. Gene Ontology annotation, biological process: proteolysis. Bases 94 to 1386 code for a protein of 430 amino acids. The record is from RefSeq and is a predicted model, not a curated record.